CACCAUCCUAGAAAUUAACUGUUAAAUACCUGCAAAUUACAUUGAGCAUUUCUAGGAAUUUGUUAUAAAAUUAAAGGAUCUGUAAAAUAAAGCAGUACAUUCACUUGUGUUGGAAGACAGUGAAAACUGUUUAUUUUGGCGUUUGUGUGUGGGGACUUAUUGCUCUUAUGCCUACAAGCAGUCAUUAAUUCUGACUUCAAACACAAGUUUUCAAGGGAGAAUUCCUUAAAGUUGAGUUUUUUACUUGGAUUUGGCCACAUCCCCACCAAUGGCAGUGUGUUGUUAUGAUUCAAAAUCAGAAAUACCUCUAGAAGUCCGCCUCCCACCACCACUCUACUGGACCUGAGCACUCUUUUUGCUCUUUCAUCUCUUCUCGUCUCUAGGGCUCAGCUGACCUCUGUGCUUUGACCAUAUGUCAAGCCCUUCAUUAGACACCGCAAACCUCAAUUCACUAUGGUUACAAUCACACAUACACACACCCUGAAUAUUUAAACCAAUAGGAAUAGUGUGAAAGAGAGCAGUUCAGAGGAUAAUAAACCAGUGUUGGUUCGAACCACAGGUGGACCUCCAUGUAUGGCUUUUUCUAUCCAUAUAUAUGUGUGUGUGUGUGUGUGUGUAUGUGUGUGUGUAGUGAAGGGUUUUCAAAGACAUGCUUGCUGCUGGAUAAGUGGGGUCACAUGCAUGUUCACAUGUUCUGGUGUUUUUUGUGAUGUUGUAGUAGAUCAAGUUGAAGUUGAAGUUCAAGGUUGAAUUGGUAGGAGAGGUAAGAAAAGAAACAAAAGGGUAGACAGAAGAAAAGAAGCAACCAAGUUAGAAAAAAAUCAAAGGUGCAGAGAAAUGGUUGCUCAUUAAAACACAACAAUCCCGUAAACAGCCUUCUUCCCUUAUGCUUUUCCAAUUACUCCUCUGUCAGAAUGUCUUGUUCUCUGUAUUUCUACAAUUCAUUCUUAGGUGAAUUUACCCAAAGUCUUUUAAAAACAGCUGUGAGAGUAUCAGCAAGAACAUGCUUGUUGUGUAGACAGACUGUGUGUGUGUGUGUGUGUGUAAGCACAGGGUGGGGGUGAGACAUGUCUCUUACAGAUGUGAGAAAACGGCCAUGUCUCUGAGACUGAGUGUGUUGACGGUCUAAUUGGCAGAAUAGAAUUAUUGAGUUAGUCUGAAGUGAAUUGAAGGUAAUUUAAUGAGUAGAGUUAAAGGAGUGCUGACAGGGCGCGCAACUGUGGGAAAACAGGUUUCUACUCUCUCCACAGACACAAAAGACUGGAGUGUGUCUGCGUUUACAGCUCGCAAGGAUGUACAGUCGGGUGAACUCUCACUCGUACUCUCUCUCUUUCUCUCUCUUCAUUUGUUGGGGUUGCCAUGGUGAUGUGGGAGGCUUGUCUCGGCGGCCCAUAAUUUCCAGAGAGCCUGUCUGGAUGUGACACGUCCUUUUCAGCUGGGCAUUGUUUAGAUGCUGAUUUACGUGUGUUUGUUGCACUUUACCACCACCUCCUCCACACCUCCAGGUGGGCGGCAAACUUUCAAAGGAUCAAUACAUCCAGUAGAUGAUAAAGCAGCAUGCUGACGUGUUGUUCGGUUGACAGGUUUGAUUAAAUGAUUUGGAUACAAUUAGAAAGUCUUAAAUUGGAUUAGAACAAUUUUGCUAGAAAUGUUUGAAUCUUUUUCAUAAAUGAACUUGUCGUUAUGACUUUACCUAUGCUGCUUCUUUGCCUGUUUGGAGCAGUCCUUAUUUUCCCAACCAGCCCAUCCCUCUUCCCUCCCAGUAGGCGUUCCUACAACACAGAAGAGUCCAAUCACAGCCAAGCCCUUUACCCCAUCCCUCCGUGGUCAGCCUGUUAAGGACUUUUUUGUGUUCACAUGUUUUUUUCCUUCUCUUUUUACUUUUUUUUUUCUUCUACCCCUCAUUGAGCCACUUGAGCCUGGAGCAGAUGGAAAGAUUGUAGUGGGGGGAAAGUAAGCGAGCAACAGAGAAAGAGAGAGAAUUGGAAGAAGCCAUGCAGAGAUUGAGGCAGCCCAGCGACGAUGCUUGAUGAACUGAGCCACUGACCACCAGAAAGACUUUCUUCCACUUUGAUUUAACACCAGAGAGACCAAAGAAUCAGACAGGAAAACCCUGAGGAGAGACACUGACUCAUCGUCCCAGCUGACGGGCAACAAGGAGCCCAGGACGUGGGGAGAAAAAGAAAGAAAGAAAGAAAGAGCUAGAGAUAAGAAGAAAGAGGGGAGUUCUACAGAUGAGAGUUAAAGCAGAGAGGCAGAAGGAGAUGCUCAGAGGGACCAGAUAGUGAAGAGAAAAGUGAGACAAUUCACAGGAUUGCUGCAGGUGUUGUUGUCUUCAAAGACUGCUCAAAGAAAGGGUGACACACCAGGGUCACCCGAACAAAAGCUGCUGCAAGUAAAACAGGGAAAAGAAAAAGUGAGCCCAGGCAGAAGUAAAGAGACUAGAGCUAGAGAAGGAUGGCCAACUCAGGUCUCCAGUUGUUGGGUUAUUUCCUGGCAUUGGGUGGCUGGAUCGGCAUCAUCUCCACCACCGCUUUGCCCCAGUGGAAGCAGUCAUCGUACGCCGGUGAUGCCAUCAUCACAGCUGUGGGUCUGUAUGAGGGGCUGUGGAUGAGCUGCGCCUCGCAGAGCACAGGACAGGUGCAGUGCAAGAUCUUUGACUCCAUGCUCUCGCUGGACAUCCACAUCCAGACAUGUCGGGCCCUGAUGGUGGUGUCAGUACUGCUGGGCUUUAUCGGUAUGAUCGUCAGCGUGGUGGGCAUGAAGUGUACAAAGGUGGGAGAUAACAACCCGGCCACCAAGACCCGCAUCGCUGUGACUGGAGGAGCUCUCUUCCUUCUUGCAGGUCUAUGUACACUGGUGUCUGUGUCCUGGUAUGCCACUCAGGUGUCCUAUCAGUUCUUCAACCCAAAUACACCGCCCAACGCCAGGUAUGAGUUUGGCUCGGCCCUAUUUGUGGGCUGGGCGGCGGCCAGUCUGACAGUACUGGGCGGCUCCUUGCUGUGCUGCUCCUGCUCCAAAGACGACAUGAGAGGGCAGCAAUAUUAUCGCCAAUCACAGCCUUCCACAGCCAGGGAACCAAAUGUUAAAAGUACCCCACCAGAGAAAAGGGAGCAGUACUUGUAGUUUGGGAGAGUCUUCUGGCCUUACCAUGGUUUAGAUUCUGUCAACAGACAAAACCCUCUCACUGAGGAAUUCAAAACAGACAGACAUCAUUAAAGUCUAUCGAGAGUUUAUGAACAGCAACCUUUCAAGCAUAUUGCAGCAACAUAAAUUAGAGUCUUUGUUGAAGAGUAAGAAAUUGUUUGGGGGGUGGGGGGGGUUUGAUAAUAUGUGUUUAGAAAUAGUUGUUUCAGGGGGAUUAAGAAAGAUGUUAUCUUUGUCUUGUCUGUUUUGUUGACUUUGGGAGAGACAGUUAUUCAGGUUAUGUUUUCUAUAACAUGUUAAAAUGCCCGGGUGUAUAUACCACCUACUCUAUUCCUAUUCUUUUAUUUUUCUUUUUUUUUUACUACAUAUAUAAUGUUUUACUACAGUGCCUUAUAACACGUUUGUGCACAUGUAUGUUUUUGACUACAUGGAUUCUUUGUAGUAUCACAUCCUAUCUGAGGGAUGUGUGUCCAUAGUUCCUCUGCCAGCAGUUCAGUAUGCCUUUUUCUAUUGUUGGCAUUUUGUUGGAUUUCUGAAAAUGAAUGUGAAGCUACUCUACAGUACCACUUAUGAAACAACAGACAUACAUGUGAUAGGUCUUCAGCAUAAUGUCUUAUGCCACUCUUUGUAAGAAACUGCGUGCCUGUUUCCAAGUAGCCUGGAUUGAGGAUAUACCCAGUGCAUUCAUAUGAUUUGGUGUGAAUGACAGAGUCGUUGUAUUGUCGACUCUGAAGGAUGUACUGUACUGUGUGCUGUCUCUUGUACUAAGGAACGCCAGUUUUCUGAGUGUAAACAGUUCAAAAGCCCUUCUGAUGCCUGCAUUUAUUUACCAUGCCAUUCCUUUCUCUAAUAUUUACCUCCUCGAUGUUGUGUAUCAUCUCAUUUACAGUAUACCCCUGUCUGUUUCUUUUAGAAUAAAGUAAACAGAGACAUAAAAAUGGA
Messenger RNA from Thunnus maccoyii (southern bluefin tuna), 4089 nucleotides. RefSeq names its product claudin 19 (gene cldn19). The transcript is spliced from 5 exons. The coding region runs from base 2458 to 3126 and encodes 222 amino acids. The record is from RefSeq and is a predicted model, not a curated record. NCBI's taxonomy places the organism in Eukaryota, Metazoa, Chordata, Actinopteri, Scombriformes, Scombridae. Gene Ontology annotation, cellular component: plasma membrane; bicellular tight junction. Gene Ontology annotation, molecular function: structural molecule activity. Gene Ontology annotation, biological process: bicellular tight junction assembly; cell adhesion.